Messenger RNA from Echinostoma caproni, 414 nucleotides. Lineage: Eukaryota; Metazoa; Platyhelminthes; Trematoda; Plagiorchiida; Echinostomatidae. The record is from the annotation of a GenBank genome assembly.
AGUGAACGUGAUGUUUCUGUUAGACAGCGUGCGGUCAACCUUCUAUACGCCAUGUGCGACCGGACAAAUGCUCAGGCUAUUGUUGGUGAAAUGCUCAGUUAUCUCGAGGUGGCUGACUACUCAAUUCGCGAAGAAAUGGUGCUCAAAGUGGCUAUUCUGGCCGAGAAAUAUGCCACAGACUACUCGUGGUAUGUCGAUACCAUAUUGAAUCUGAUUCGUGUGGCUGGUGACUAUGUGAGCGAGGAAGUGUGGCAUCGUGUGAUUCAAAUCGUAAUUAAUCGUGAGGAUGUGCAAGGUUACGCUGCUAAAACUGUUUUUGAGGUACGUCGGCUCAGUUUAUUUCAUAUAAAUGUUAACUCUGCGAUUUUUGAGCGGUGGUUUUGGUUGUCGUCUUUUGGCUGCCUAAUGGGCUAA